Molecule: messenger RNA, 2367 nt
Organism: Orycteropus afer afer
Lineage: Eukaryota; Metazoa; Chordata; Mammalia; Tubulidentata; Orycteropodidae
Gene: BEGAIN
Product: brain enriched guanylate kinase associated
Exons: 10
Coding region: 1-2367 (788 amino acids)
Cellular component (GO): synapse
Source: RefSeq, a predicted model, not a curated record
AUGGCCUCGGCCACGUGCAUUCAGCAGCAUCAGCCCAGCCGAGCUCUGCCCCAGACACGGCGGGGCUCUGGGUCGACGUGGACAGGGCAGCAAGUUCGCAGAAGGAGGAAGGGCCGGCCUGAGGAAAGGCCGCAGAGGCUGUCCCUUCGAGGAAGCUACGAGGACAAAGGUGGACAGGUCCUCAAGCUUGAAGGGCUCGUGCACAGUGACCAGCUGUUGGCGGCUGGAACCCACCCAGCUGUGCUGCAGAGGAAAGGCCUGGAGACCCGCCUGCAGCCGGGGAAAGGCCGCGGGGAAGUCCUCUCCGGCAAACACAGCUUAGCGCCACAGGUAGAGCUGGGUGAGCAGGGCCAGGGGAGGGCGACGUGGGACCCUGACAUCCAUCAGACCCGCAGCCUGCAGGGACCACCCCAGCUCCCACACACGUCAGCCCUUCAGCUGAACCCGCGGGCGCCCGCCCGCCUGAGCGGCUCUGUCCUCUUCGCCUACAGGCUGCGCAGCCCCUGGGUGCCCUCGUGCCUUGGGCAGCCCCACGUCCUGCAAGGCCGGCUGGCCAGGUCCUCACCCUCACUCUGGGACAGCGCGUUGCAGGAGCAGAAGGGCGAGCUGCGCAAGCGGCUGUCCUACACGACGCACAAGCUGGAGAAGCUGGAGACCGAGUUCGACUCCACGCGCCACUACCUGGAGAUCGAGCUGCGGCGCGCGCAGGAGGAGCUCGAGAAGGUCACGGAGAAGCUGCGCAGGAUUCAGAGCAACUACCUGGCCCUGCAGAGAAUCAACCAGGAGCUGGAGGACAAGCUGUACCGUAUGGGCCAGCACUAUGAAGAAGAGAAGCGGGCCCUUAGCCAUGAGAUUGUUGCCCUCAACAGCCACCUGCUGGAGGCCAAGGUGACCAUCGACAAGCUAUCGGAGGAUAACGAACUCUAUAGGAAGGACUGUAACCUAGCGGCCCAGCUGCUGCAGUGCAGCCAGACCUACGGCAGGGUCCAUAAGGUGUCCGAGCUGCCCUCGGACUUCCAGGAGCGCGUGAACCUGCACGUGGAGAAGCACGGCUGCAGCCUGCCCUCGUCCCUCUGCCACCCGGCCUACGCCGACAGCGUGCCCACCUGCGUCAUCGCCAAGGUGCUGGAGAAGCCCGACCCCGCCAGCCUGUCCUCCCGCCUGUCAGACGCCUCGGCUCGAGAUCUGGCCUUCCGUGACGGGCUGGAGAAGCCAGGCCCGCGGCCCCCGUACAAAGGGGACGUCUACUGCAGCGAUACGGCCCUCUACUGCCCCGAGGAGCGGCAGCAUGACCGCAGGCCCAGCGUGGAUGCGCCCGUGACCGACGUGGGCUUCCUGCGGGCUCAGAACUCCACCGACAGCGCAGCCGAGGAGGAGGAGGAGGCCGAGGCCGCGGCCUUCCCCACUGGCUUCCGGCACGACGCCUUUCCCGGCUACGCGGGCUCACUGCCCACGUCCAGCUCGUACUCCAGCUUCAGUGCCACAUCCGAGGAGAAGGAGCACGCCCAGGCCAGCACACUCACCGCCUCCCAGCAGGCCAUCUACCUGAACAGCCGCGAGGAGCUCUUUGACCGUAAGCCGCCCGCCACCACCGCCUACGAGGGCAGUCCACGCUUCGCCAAGGCCACGGCCACGGUGGCCACCCCACUUGAGGCAGAAGUGGCCCCGGUCUUCGCGCGGACUGUGUCACCCUAUCCAGCUGAGCCUUUCCGCUUCCCGGCCUCGCCAGGCCCCCGGCAGGCCCUGAUGCCCCCCAACCUGUGGAGCCUGCAGGCUAAGCCGGGGUCUGCCCGGCUGCCCGGGGAGGGCGUGCGGGGCCAGUGGCGUCCCCUGAGCGUGGAGGACAUCGGCACCUACUCCUACCCGGCUGGUACCACGGGCCGCGCCUCGCCCUGCAGCUUCUCCGAACGCUACUACAGCGGCGGAGGCAGCCCAGGCAAGAAGGCCGAGGGCCGCGCCAGCCCCCUCUAUGCCAGCUACAAGGCGGACAGCUUCUCGGAGGGUGAUGACCUCUCCCAGGGCCACCUGGCCGAGCCCUGCUUCCUGCGGGCGGGUGGCGACCUCAGCCUGAGCCCCAGCCGCUCUGCCGACCCGCUGCCUGGUUAUGCGCCCAGUGAGGGAGACGGGGAGCGGCUGUGCAGGGCAGGCGGCAGCCCUGAGCCCGGGCGCGGCCCGGGUUACGACAGUGGCCACAGCCCGCACAGUUCCCGGGACUCCCUGGAACCCAGCUCCAUGGAGGCCUCGCCAGAGAUGCGUCCCGCAGCCCUCCUCAGUCCCCAGCAGGCCUUCCCUCGGACUGGCAGCUCGGGGCUGAGCCGCAAGGACAGCCUCACGAAAGCCCAGCUCUACGGGACCUUGCUCAACUGA